Messenger RNA from Dracunculus medinensis (Guinea worm), 729 nucleotides. NCBI's taxonomy places the organism in Eukaryota, Metazoa, Nematoda, Chromadorea, Rhabditida, Dracunculidae. The record is from the annotation of a GenBank genome assembly.
AUGGAAACACGAAUUGAAGCGGAAAAUUUCCUUAAUAAGCAGUAUUCACGCAUAAUGCGUCAAAUUAAAAACUUUAAAAUAUUUUAUAGACCAGAAGUCAGUAGCGCAUUUGAGAGAGAAAGUACAGCACCAUGCGUAUCACCAGAGGUUUCAGAUCCUGAUGUUCCAGAACAAAUUCUGUUUCAGUUCCAUCGAAAGAACAUUCCUUUCAUUGACACUGACAGCUUAACAUCUCUUAUGGUGCGAGAUGGAAUUUCAGAUGGAUCUAGAAUUGAAGUGAUAAUUGCGCCAAAAGAAGAAAUAACAUCCAGUGAAGAAAUACGAGUUCCACUUCUAGCAGCGGCAAAAGUCACAAAGAGGAAGCGAUCUUCCAAUUUAGGAGUACGAAAAUUGCUUAGCGCAGUUCGUACAGGGAGUAUUCAUAGGGGUCGUCGCCGUAGAACUUCUAUCAAAUCUCGAUCAGAAAAUCGAGCCCGCAAGGCUCUGCGCACGAUUACUUUUAUAUUGGGGACGUUUACAAUAUUGUGGACGCCAUUUUAUAUAUUGGCUACGAUAAUUGGGUUCUGCAAUUCGUGCAAGGAAUCGAAAAUUUUCAGUCUUUCUUAUUCAAUCAGUUAUUAUUUAUGCUAUAUGAAUAGUCCAAUCAAUCCAUUUUGCUAUGCAAUGGCGAAUCAACAAUUUAAGCGAACUUUGACUAGGAUUUUUAAAGGAAAUUUCAAAAGAACCUGA